This is a messenger RNA of Chara braunii, 2452 nucleotides long. The record is from the annotation of a GenBank genome assembly. NCBI's taxonomy places the organism in Eukaryota, Viridiplantae, Streptophyta, Charophyceae, Charales, Characeae.
GCAUGCGUGAAUUUAUUUUGUAAUCUACUAAUCUCUGUCUGACUUGCCAGUGGAAUAGAAACCGGACUGACGCUUCCCAGAAUGGAAAGGAGCCAGGACCAUAAGGUGGACUCUAUUCCUGCUGUGUUUGGUGUCACCCGCGAUCCUUUUAUUGUCUUUACGUCAAACAUGUUUGCCAUUGUUGGUCUUCGCUCCCUUUAUACAUUGAUUGCUUCUAGCAUGGGCGAGCUCCGGUAUCUUCAGACAUCGGUGGCUCUGGUGCUUGGCUUUAUUGGUUCCAAAAUGAUCGCAGAGUACUUGGGCGAGCAUAUUCCCACCACGGUGUCGUUGGCCGUGGUGAUGGUCACCCUGGGAACAGGAGUGCUUCUUAGCUUUAAGGACCAAGAGCAGAGCAAGGAGUUGGAGUGGGAUAUCUUCCCGGAAAUCAUCAACGACGACAACCAAGACGAGAAGGACGAGAUGCCGAAAUAGUCAAGUCGUCCGACUGUACUGUAAUCCACCCGGGAAAAAAAAAAUGAAGAAAGGCGGCAGCGACUAUGUGCCGGAGAGAGCCUGGACAUAGGUAUUUUAUAAUUUUAAUUAUUUAAAUUUAUUUUCCAAGCCUUCAGGUCUGGCCAACCAUUGCAAAAUACGUCAUUGCGAUCUUCAUGUUGGGGGCUCGGAAGGGUCGGGGACUCGAGGCGGACUGCACGUGACAAAAAGGUGGCUGGGUACAGUGGUCCAACUGGACGUAGAAAAUCUUAGCCAUCUGUUGAUGACUACCAAUCACUGAAAAUGUAUAAUGCCAAUCUCACAUGCUCUUCUGAGGGCAUAGGAUCUGCUGAUGACUACCAAUCACUGAAAAUGUAUAAUGCCAAUCUCACAUGCUCUUCUGAGGGCGUAGGAUAUAUAUUUAAUAUUUAUGGAUGAUGGACUUUUUUUUUUUUUUUUUUUUUUUUUUUUGGAUGAUGGACUUUCGCGUAGACGUAUUGUACUUCCUUUUUUUCGCUUUUGGGAUUCGAACGGAGGUCUGUAUGUCAACCGCACUCAGGGCGUACUCACACUAGCAGUAUCUCAAAUGUAUCUGACCGCGUUCACGGCCAUACCUUGAUGUAUCUGGCUGCAAUUCCGUUCAAAAAUGCAUAAAAAAAGUCCUAGUGUGAGCGUGCCCUCAGGCCUGUAUUUCAACAGGUUUCGUGCGUGUUCUACUAAGUUCCUACCGUCUUCACCCGAAUAGAACGCCCGGUCAUUAUCUAUCGCUGCAUCUGGACCGAAGUUUGUGCCAAGUACAGCUAUAAUGACCGGGCGUUCUAUUCGGGUGAAGACGGUAGUCGCUUCAGAAAUACGCACGCACUGAGAUGUCGCCUCCCACAGGCCUGGUCUUAUCGAGAGUGGUGACAUUAUCAGGUGAUGCCUUCUGCACCUAGUCCUGAAUAGCCGAAAGAUGCACAGAGAAAAGCGCACCGUGCAGUGAACCUGGCCAUAUGAAUAACUCAAAGAUGCACAGAGCAGAGCACCCUCUGGGCCUACGCUACUUUGGACUGCUUUUGUAAGUUUUGGUUUUCUUUGGCUACUUCAGCCUACUUGGACUUAUUUUUUAAGUCAUUCAUCUGGAUUCAAACUUGGGUCUGAUUCAUAUUUCAACAAUUCAUGGUUGUACCAACUGAGCCAGGUUCAUUCAACUUGGACAUUUUGGACAUAUAAUAGUUGUAGGCCACUUUGGACAUUUUUUUGGACAUAAUAGUUGUUGGCCAUUUUGGAGAUUUUGGACAUGUUGGACAUGAUAGUAUUGGACAUUUUGGACAUGAUAGUUAUUGACCAUUUUGGAGAUUUUGGACAUUUUGGACAAUCUAGUUGUUGGACAUUUUGGACAUAAUAGUUGUUGGCCAUUUUGGAGAUUUUGGACAUUUUGGACAUUCUAGUUGUUGGACAUUUUGGACAUAAUAGUUGUUGGCCAUUUGGGAGAUUUUGGACAUUUUGGACAUUUUGGACAUUCUAGUUGUUGGACAUUUUGGACAUAAUAGUUGUUGGCCAUUUUGGAGAUUUUUGGACAAUUUGGACAUUAUAGUUGUUGGACAUUUUGGACAUUCUAGUUGUUGGACAUUUUGGACAUAAUAGUUGUUGGACAUUUUGGACAUAAUAGUUGUUGGACAUUUUGGACAUAAUAGUUGUUGGCCAUUUUGGAGAUUUUGGACAUUUUGGACAUAAUAGUUGUUGGCCAUUUUGGAGAUUUUGGACAUUUUGGACAUUGUAGUUGUUGGACAUUUUGGACAUUUUGCCAUGAUUUUGAACAUUGUAGUUAUUGGCCAUUUCCGACUUUAUAGAGUCCUCCUUUCCUGCACGUUCCUGGCCUGCCAUAUUAGUUCUGUCCUUCACAUUAUAGAUGUAGAUAAUAGACAUAGAUGUAGAUCAGAUACCAGUUACAGUUCUUUCCUGCGACAUUGUUGGCCCACCUAUACAGCUCCAGAGCUCA